Molecule: messenger RNA, 622 nt
Organism: Uranotaenia lowii
Lineage: Eukaryota; Metazoa; Arthropoda; Insecta; Diptera; Culicidae
Product: protein CFAP276-like
Exons: 2
Coding region: 12-542 (176 amino acids)
Source: RefSeq, a predicted model, not a curated record
AACUUGGAAUAAUGCAUUGGAAAUGUUUGUCGUCUCCCAUAAACAGGGAACGGAACGAUGAUUACCUUCCGAACAUCGACGGAGAAGGAUGUUACGUGAAGUCCCUGCCAGCGCCCCCUCCAACCCAUCCCAGCAUCCGCUGGUCCGAUGUGCUAUGUCCGAACGAACGAGUUUUCUAUCACCAAACGCUGAGUUCAGCUCGCAAGGCAGCCAAAUUCCUAGUUCAAGCCCCCAUCCCGCGAGACUCGCUAGACAUCCACCUGGCAGCGGAAUACGACCAAACGGAGCAACUUUUUAAGGGCCGCAAUCAGGUCGUACUGCAGAAGGAAACCUGCAAUGUACCAACGUUCCGAAGGUUGCGAAACACUCGAGAUCUUAGCCCGGAAAAAAUAAUCCCCUUAAAACACCCUCUUCAAAUUGGAGGCCUGGUGGAGAAAGCCUCGCCGAAUAGUGUGAAGCUGAUGAAUACCGGACCGCAUACUCCACUCACCAAUCCAGGUUAUUCGCGCCAAACCGGCGAUGGAAACUUCUUUAACUAUUAGGUGCGAUUAAUCGAUUGUUCGGAUGAAAUAAAAUUUAAACCUUGCAUACUCGCGUAGAGUGGAAAAGCUUUUCAGCCUAA